CGCAUUGUGGGAUCUGUCCGUCCGCGGGGCGGUGGAGGACACGGCUCUCUGUCAUGGGGAUCCAGCCGAGCCCAGUCCUCCUGGCCUCCCUGGGGGUGGGGCUGCUGACUCUGCUCGGCCUGGCUCUGGGCUCCUACCUGGUUCGGAGGUCCCGCCGGCCGCAGGUCACUCUCCUGGAUCCCAAUGAGAAGUACCUGCUGCGACUGCUGGACAAGACGACUGUGAGCCACAACACCAAGAGGUUCCGCUUUGCCCUUCCCACCGCCCACCACAUUCUGGGGCUUCCUGUGGGCACACAUGUCUACCUCUCUGCCCGAAUCGAUGGCAGCCUGGUCAUCAGGCCAUACACUCCUGUCACCAGUGAUGAGGACCGAGGCUAUGUGGAUCUCGUCAUCAAGGUCUACCUGAAGGGCGUACACCCCAAAUUUCCUGAGGGAGGAAAGAUGUCUCAGUACCUGGAUAGCCUGAAGAUUGGGGACAUGGUGGAGUUUCGGGGACCGAGUGGGUUGCUCACUUACACUGGGAAAGGGAAUUUUAACAUUCAGCCCAACAAGAAAUCUCCGCCGGAACUCCGAGUGGCAAACAAACUGGGAAUGAUUGCCGGCGGGACAGGGAUCACCCCGAUGUUACAACUGAUCCAGGCCAUCCUGAAAGACCCCGAAGAUCCAACCCAGUGCUUUCUGCUUUUUGCCAACCAGACUGAAAAGGACAUAAUCUUGCGGGACGACUUGGAGGAACUACAGGCCCGAUAUCCCAAUCGCUUUAAGCUCUGGUUCACUCUGGAUCAGCCGCCAGAAGAUUGGGCCUUCAGCAAAGGCUUUGUGACUGCCAACAUGAUCCAGGAUCACCUGCCUGCCCCAGGAGAUGAUGUGCUGAUGCUGCUCUGUGGGCCACCCCCAAUGGUGCAACUGGCCUGCCAUCCCAACUUGGACAAACUGGGCUACUCGCAAAAGAUGCGAUUCACUUACUGAGCAUCCCCCAGCUUCCCUGGUCCCAUUCCCUACAAUUUUCCCCAGUCAGUACUCAAAUGCUAUAAGCCCUAGGUUCCUUUUCUGAUAGCAUCAGCCUUUUGUGUCUUUCUCUGGAGCUAAAUCUGGAUGGUACCUGCAGGAACCACAUCACUGCAGCCCAUGGAAGAGGACCAAGGUGAAGUCGUUCCCUAGAAGGCCUCCCAAAUCUCCCUGUGAUAAAAGGUCCAGGUCAGGCCCAUGGAGCAAUCCCUUUCAUGGGGUCGGAAAGAAGGUAGCAUGUAUAUUUGUUCCAAGACUGGCUAGUUCUUUGAUAGCAUCACGGUCCCACCUUCUCUAUGAUGUAAGGUAUAAUCUGUGCAAUGACUUUUAAUAUUAGGUGCUUAACCCAUGGGCAGGUUCUUCAUGUGUGAGUGCAAGUUGAGCGGACUACAGAGGUAGUGAAAUUGCAGGAAAAGAGGAAAUGGUUUCCUCAGAUCUCCAGUCCUUAGAGAAAGGAGACUGAGAUAGGUGUUUGUAUGCUUCUCUCUCUCUGCCCUUGCUCAGGCUACAGGGAAGUGGCCACCCAAAGUCUAAGACUGCUGUUUGUGGCAGGAACCUCUGGCUAUGCAAAUAAAUGGGGCUGAGGUCCCCGUGUGAUCCCUAAAGGGUUGUUGCAUCUGGGGUCCUUGUUUCCAAGGCCUUUCGUGCUUAAG
This is a messenger RNA of Trichechus manatus latirostris (Florida manatee), 1663 nucleotides long. RefSeq names its product NADH-cytochrome b5 reductase 1. Bases 54 to 971 code for a protein of 305 amino acids. NCBI's taxonomy places the organism in Eukaryota, Metazoa, Chordata, Mammalia, Sirenia, Trichechidae. Gene Ontology annotation, molecular function: oxidoreductase activity. The record is from RefSeq and is a predicted model, not a curated record. The transcript is spliced from 9 exons.